GAAUCCCGGAAGCUCCGACAAUGGUUGAUGGGAUGUGUUACUACCCCUUCCGCGGCUCUGGUAGUCGUUCCCCAGCUGUAGUCCGCUCAUUGUGAAGCCCUCAAAAUGAAUUUAGAAGACGUCCACGAACGACUAUGUCAGAAAUCUUGAGGUGUCUCCUUUUCCAUCUUCAUGCCUACACACACCUUCCAAACCACAUGCUGAUCCUGAAGUCAUGCAUCAAAGCAUGUCAAGUUAAGGAUUGAACAUACUAGGCAGGAUGCACUCUUCCAACCACCGACUUCGAGAUAUGGAGCAGCACCACCCGUUGCUGUCAGCGGGUAGCGACGUGGAGUCAGGCGGCCUGGCGGCCGGAGUGAUGGUCGGCGGCGCCCAUGCCGACCACACGGCCGGGAACCGCACGCUGUGGUUCAUCCAGGACAGCUGCGGUAUGGUGUGCGCCAGCAUGACUUGGUUCCUGGUGCUGUAUGCCGAAUUUGUCGUCAACUUUGUCAUGCUGCUACCCGCCAAGAACUUCUGGUACUCUUUGCUGAACGGCGCCACUUUCAACGCUCUCGCCGUGCUCGCUCUGGCUUCCCACCUGCGUACCAUGUUGUCCGAUCCGGGCGCAGUUCCGAAAGGCAACGCAACCAAGGAGUAUAUGGAGAGCUUGCAGCUGAAGCCCGGUGAGGUCAUCUACAAGUGCCCAAAGUGCUGCAGUAUCAAGCCCGAGAGAGCGCACCACUGCAGUAUUUGUAAAAGAUGCAUCCGAAAGAUGGAUCAUCACUGUCCCUGGGUCAAUAACUGUGUGGGAGAAAAGAAUCAGAGAUUCUUUGUCCUUUUCACUAUGUACAUAGCAUUGAUUUCCGCUCAUGCGCUUGGCCUCAGUGGUAUGCACUUUUUCACGUGCAUUAAAGUGCAGUGGAGCGAGUGCAGCGAAUUCUCUCCCGGGGUCUCCGUGCUACUACUGAUAUUCCUUUGUCUUGAAGCCAUCCUCUUCCUCACUUUCACUGCUGUCAUGUUCGGUACGCAGCUCCACUCCAUCUGCAACGACGAGACGGAGAUUGAACGUCUUAAAAACGAGAAGCCCACCUGGGAGCGUCGCACCAGAUGGGACGGAAUGAAAGCCGUGUUCGGCGGUCCGCCCUCCCUGCUGUGGUGCAACCCGUUCACGGGACUGCGUCUGCGUCGCCUGAAGCACUUGACCCAAGCUCGCCGACCCGGGUCCGAGUUUUCCGUCUGAGGACACGGAGCGCCUGUAAUGAGACUCUAAAGAAGGUGACGGGAUGGACGCGAGUUCACCUGGGGCUGGCCUUCCUGCGUGGUGCUCUGGUGGGACUGCAGGACGUCCGCCACCUCCACUGCCUGUCCAUACUCACUCCCAACAUCAACUGGAAGAUUUUUUGCUUUGUGUGGUGACGCAUGCACUGUAUAACUCUUGGUGAGACUUUUAUUCCUUUUGGGACCAUCAACUCCUGCUCUCGUGGCGCACACGGCUUUGUGUUUCUGUUCCUUUUUUGUUUUUGCCAUCCUGAUGAGAUUCCAAAUAAAUAUUUGACAUUGGGGGCGAGCGGCAUUGUUGCAGAGCUUAAUGGAAGAGCCACACAAAAGACACGCGCUACUCGCACGACACUUGAGCGGGUCUCGCGCGCCAGACGAGUGGAAGUGUGCUGCUUUGAUUUGCAUGUGUGCAAUCAGCCUCAGCCGCUCCAGACUGAUGAGGCUUUUUUAUUGUCUGCAAAAGGAGGACCAGAUUGUCCAUAACAAGCCUUCCCCAGGGAUGAAUGGCUUUUUGCCAUGUUUUGUUCUGCCUCAUUAUUAUUUAUCUGGAUUGUUGCUUGAGCCAGUAGAUAAUGUGUUUUUUUUAUGAAUAUGACUCACCCAAAACAGUUUUUGGGAAGUCAAGUUUCAUCUUACCUAAACUGGUUUGACAAAAGGCCCAGAGAAUCAGCAUCCCAAACUGCUGUCAAAGUGGCUCCAUCUUGUGGAAACCAGAAUGCUCGUGUGUGUGCAGAAGAGCUGACAGCAUUUCAGAAAGCCUUGCAAGCCUUCUGCAACAGCAAAUUUUUGGAGCCCGGUGGCUUCGCAUUGUAUCAUGCGGUGUGAUGACGAGGACCCACAAGCACAGAGUGUCGUUGGCAAGGGCCGAUCUGUCAAAUUGCAAAACUGCUUCUGCUUAGCACGUUCAACGACUCGCCUCUACCAUUAGUAUCAGGCCUGAAAACAAGCAAAUAUUUUCCGGUGUUUUUAGAACACUUAAUGCACAAUGUCAUCCUGUGAGGUGAAUUUAUAUACAUGAAUGAUGGUUUCCCCUCAUGUUAUUUGUCUUUCCAUUAACUAAUACUUUUUCGCACUGGAUAAAUAUGGCUUGAGUUCAGAUUUUAAAGUGUUCCCUUUUGUGGUUGGCAGGGGAAGGUGUCUUUCUUCCUUGCUGUUUACACUACAAAUGGUUUGCUACAUGGAAGCUAUGUGACGAAUGUAAAAACACUGGCACACAGAACAAACUUAUCAGGGGAGUUUUAUUCACACAGACCUCAUUUCUCUUGCUCUCCAAGCAACCAUUUUGUUCUGAUUUGAUGCUGUCAUAUCUUUUAACUCUAAAUGUUUUGCAGUUAUCUCUUAAAAGUAUCAGCCCCAAGGUGGUGUAGCGUAAAUGGGAAUGAAGGCCAGCUGAGCAUGAGUCAAGUCUAAGCCCAUAUGAUCUGUCCCACCAUUCAAAUCUGACAACAAAUAUAAUCUCGGAGGAAUUGUUAUAAAGAAAAAACCCUGAAAACAUUCAGUUCAUUAAUGCGCAUAAUGCAGGACUGGAAUAAGAUUUUCCCUCAAAAUCAAACAAUUGUUACAGAGGUGGUUGUGGGAAAAGCAGUAUGUUGUCUAUUUUAUAUGAGCUUGUCAAGUAGUUGAUGAUUGAGUAGUUUUGGCUGAGAAUAAUCAUGUAUACAGUAGGACAGUGCCGUGUAUGUUGAUGAUGUAAAUUAUAUUGUCAUCUUAAAACAAUGGAAUAAGUCAUUUUGAACCCUACCCCCUCCCAAACAAAAGACUUCUCUUUUUUUUGCCUUAAACAUCUCUGCUAAAACCAGCUACAUCCUUUGUGUGUGUAAACAGAAUAGUCAAUUCUACCCUGAAAUGAAAUUAUAAAAAGUGUUUUAAGUUUUUUUAUGUUGCUGGAAAAAAAAUACAUGCCAUUAUUUUGGGAAGGUGAUGAAACAAUGGAAGCCUUUACAGGUUUGGCGUAAUCCACAUGGUGUUAUUAUCACCAUUAUUAUUAUUGCUGGUAGUAUUUUUAAUUUCUACAUUACACUACAGUGGCAUCACUGGAUUGUUUCACUCGGACACGAUGCCGAAUGAAAUUUAUUUCCCCAUUCUUUUGAGAAUGUGCCCUUAAGAUCAAGUCCUUCGGCAUUUAUGAGCGUAAAGGUUUCUAUGAUCAUGGUAUAAAUUGAAUGUUCUGAGGUUGCUUUUUUUGUUUUCUUUUUAAUUCAAUAUAUCUGCCAAUCUUAUGUCAUGUUCAAUGUCCUUUUAAAUAAACAUUUAAAUAAGGAUGCC
Messenger RNA from Syngnathus acus (greater pipefish), 3525 nucleotides. It is a transcript of the gene zdhhc7, whose product is annotated as zinc finger DHHC-type palmitoyltransferase 7. The record is from RefSeq and is a predicted model, not a curated record. NCBI's taxonomy places the organism in Eukaryota, Metazoa, Chordata, Actinopteri, Syngnathiformes, Syngnathidae. The coding region runs from base 260 to 1222 and encodes 320 amino acids. Gene Ontology annotation, biological process: peptidyl-L-cysteine S-palmitoylation; protein targeting to membrane. Gene Ontology annotation, molecular function: protein-cysteine S-palmitoyltransferase activity. The transcript has 8 exons. Gene Ontology annotation, cellular component: endoplasmic reticulum; Golgi apparatus.